Molecule: messenger RNA, 1278 nt
Organism: Phytophthora infestans T30-4
Lineage: Eukaryota; Oomycota; Peronosporomycetes; Peronosporales; Peronosporaceae
Product: serine protease family S33, putative
Exons: 3
Coding region: 1-1278 (425 amino acids)
Source: RefSeq, a predicted model, not a curated record
AUGACGCCGCCUGUUCGAUCUUCUGUCGCCGCUCGGAGCCGUACGCAACCUGCUCAUCGAGUCAAAGAGCAGGUUGCAUACGGCGAAGUUCGACGCCAAUAUGCGACGCCACCUGACCGAGCUUCUGUCGCCACUCGGAGCCGUACGCAACCUGCUCUUCGACGCCAAUAUGCUGACCUUCGAAUGAGCGGCGAGGACUCAACAGUCUCCGUAGGCGACUUCCGCAUCACACUACCAGUAACGGCCCCCGCGCAGAUUGCCAGACGAAAAGAAAUUAUGAAGAUGGAGGAGAUUCCCACGUUUGCUGGUUUGGGCAUCCACUCGGAGCGCCACAUCGCAGCAUUGCGCUCGGCUCCGAAGCACUUUACCAAGGAGCGUAUCCAGAGGGCGACUCUGCCCUCAGGGCUUACUUUAGAGUACGCUAUCGUAAGCAGCGAUAGUGAAGCGGGGACGGAAGAUUUCCCGGAGGAACGCGUGGUGCUGAUCACCGGGUACACGAUGACGAAGGAGGGUUGGGCACCCUCCAUCGAUAUCUUGUUGGACAAGUGGAAUACAAAGGCUCAUGGCAGGAAGCUCAAAAUUCUCAGUUUCGACAAUCGCGGAGCAGGGGGGAGCGAUGCGCCGUUCGCCCGCUAUACGACGAGUGCAAUGGCACAGGAUACAGUGAGCUUGCUGGACUAUGUUGGCUGGGACUCGGCGCACGUCGUUGGCGGCAGCAUGGGUGGCAUGAUUGCUACCGAGCUGGCAGCUACAGUACCAGAGCGUGUGCGCUCGCUGUCACUCUUGGUCACGACACGUGGGGCGUAUCUGCCGCACCCGAGGAUGUGGAAACCUUUCUUGGGGGCCGUGUUGGGCUCGAUGCAAUGUGCCAUGGAGCUGCUCUACCCGAGUGUCAUUCUGGAUAACCCUAUUGGUGGCCGUGACGGGCUGACAGUGCAAGAUGUACUGAAGGCGUAUCACUCAACGCCACAAUGCGAAAAUGCUUUUCCCCCUUUGCACGCGCUGGUCGCUCAAGGCGUGGCGUGCUUGACGCACUGGGUAUCGGACGAGCGAUUGGAACUUGUGGCCAAGGCCGGCUUCCCGAUCCUCAUCAUCACAGGGAAGCAAGAUAUUAUGAUCCCGCCUGAAAACUCUGUGACUCUGGUUGAACGUUUGAAGGGAGACCACGUUCACACUUUGUUCUUUGAGACAGGAGGACACGGGGCGUUCUUUCAGUUUGUCGAGGAGAUCGCGGUUGGUCUCGUACAAACUAUUCAGCGUGGGAGCUGUAAAAAGUGA